Molecule: messenger RNA, 1116 nt
Organism: Prorocentrum cordatum
Lineage: Eukaryota; Dinophyceae; Prorocentrales; Prorocentraceae
Source: the annotation of a GenBank genome assembly
GAGGAUACGUGGGCGCCCUCACGGAGAUGAGGGCCGAUCUCUUGGAGAUCACGACGGCCCUCGGCUUUAAGAUGUCUUCGAACCACGUGAACCCAUGCUUCGCAUGCUCGUGCGCCCGCGACGAUCUUCACAAGUACCCAAGUACAAUAGCCGAAUGCACGUGGGCGAACAGGGACGAGGAGGCUCACGAGAUCAUGCUGAGGCGGACACUUGUUGUAAGGGACAUACAGAGCAAAAGGGUACUCAAGCAGCUGAUGAAACCGAUGCAUUUCGACGACAAGGUUGGAGGGUAUGCGUUGUUUGAAGACUUCGCGCCCCUUGCCCUCAAGAAGGGCAGCCGACUGAUCGAACAAGGACUAGUUGUUGGCUUACAAGACUUGCUCAGCAUCGAUGAGUUCCCUACGCCGUUCACUUUCUUCGAUACUACAGCGUCGAUGGGGCUGAACUUGGUGUGCCCCCUCCUGUCCAUCAAGGGGUUCUCCCUCCGCUGCGUCCAUCUGGACGCGAUGCGCGUGUUGGACUUAGGAGUCAGCCAGUUUGUCAUAGGGAGUAUUUUCAAGCUGCUCGUGAGCAAGAACUUUGUCAAGUCCACGAAGAAGUAUGCUCAUAAUCGGCGUCUCGAGAACCUCUUUCACCUGCGCAGGAGAAUGAAAUCCUUCUACAAGUCCACGAAGCACCUGCACCCAGAGAAGGCCCAGAACAGAAUCGACAAGCUGACGCUCAAAAUGUUCAUGAAGGGCCGCUUGAAGGCCAAGGCGGCCGAGAGCCGCCACCUUCUACCUCUACUGCCGAUGGUGUGCCGUGAAAACGCAGCCCUGCUAGCAGACAAGGCCUUCCUUCUGACUGAAGCAUGUGACGCUUUGAACGAUUGCCACGACAUCAUGUACCGAGAGAGGAGGCAAAUGUCGGCCGAGGCUGUGCAGCGCCUUCAGCAGUCAAUGCUGCGUUUUUUUAUUUUUUGGAAGCGAUCGGGCGGCAAGAAAAUUUUUAAGCACCAUGUUGCGGUGCACUUGGUGCAGCGGGUUGCCCAACAUGGCAACCCGCGGUACUAUUGGUGCUACCCCGACGAGGGUGAGAACCGCCUGAUGGCGUCGGUGGCCAAAGCCCUCCACGGAG